Messenger RNA from Rhipicephalus microplus (southern cattle tick), 2363 nucleotides. RefSeq names its product acid-sensing ion channel 1C. Gene Ontology annotation, molecular function: ligand-gated sodium channel activity. The record is from RefSeq and is a predicted model, not a curated record. Lineage: Eukaryota; Metazoa; Arthropoda; Arachnida; Ixodida; Ixodidae. Gene Ontology annotation, cellular component: plasma membrane. Gene Ontology annotation, biological process: sodium ion transmembrane transport.
AUGGCGAAUUCAACCACAGCAGCCAGGUCCAAGCGGCGGCCCUGGAACGCCGACGGCGCCUCUUGCUGCGGUUCCGGCUGGCCGCGCGGCUGUGUCGUCUCAAGGCUCAAGAGAAGAAGCCCCUGGAGAAAGCUGAAGGAGCUGUUCGCCGAGUCCACCACGGGAAUCGACCGGCUGGUGGUCAUCGAGAACCGAUGUCGCUUCUGGAUAUUCUGCACCGUGUACGUCGUCUUCUUCGUCGUCACCGUCAUCAGCAUCGGGAAAACGCUUCAGAACCAUUUCGAAUACCGCGACAUCGUAUCAAUAUCAAUGACCGAAGGCAACAGCCUUCAACUGCCCGCUGUCACGUUCUGCAACCUGAACCCUCUCAGGAAAUCUGCUGUAUGCUCGCCGAAUACGCUGGACGUGAUCAACGGUACCAUAAGGAACAUCCUCUGUGACCAAACUGAUCCCAUGGAUAUCAACAUGGUACACAACUUCACGACAGAGGAGUUGUACCCGUUUCUGAACGUCGCGCGGAAGUACAACAACAGCCAGACACUGCUUGCUCUUGGACACACUAAGCAGAGGAUGGUCCUGAACUGCACCGUCAAGGGAGAGAGCUGCCUCGAUGACAGCAUGUACGAAACAAGCACAAACCCCACCUUCGGACUGUGCUACUGCAUCUUCUGCUCAAAUUUUAAUGCCUCGAAGAUCUCCUACCAAGCGAGCAACUUGCCUGUUGAUGGUUUGACUCUGGUUCUGGACAUCGAGAGAGAAGAGUACCUGCGCUCCAGCAGUGAAAUGGGCAUGAUCGUAAUGGUGCACAGGCGCGGGGUAAGUCCCGACCCCAACGAAGACGGCAUGUACUUGUCACCACUCAUGACCACCUACAUCGGCAUCGAAAUGAGGAUGAUGGAGCGUCUUCCUGCCCCGUACAAAGACCGUUGCGUCACCAUGUGGCCUCCGAUUUGGCAGAAGUACGUCGCACCAGACCAGACCUACUUUCAGCAGAUGUGCUUCUCGGUUUGCUCGCAAGUUCUCAUCCUUAAAAAAUGCCAAUGCAUGAGCGAGGAACUUCCGCAAGUUCGCAACGUGACGGGCGCGGCCAACAUCAUGUGCAGGAACGACGAUCAUCGUAGAGUAUGCUCCGAAGAAAUUUUGGCGGACACAUCUUACAGAAGCCUCAAGAAAUGCGACUGCCCUUUGAAGUGCAGUCAAGAAAUUUACAAGACGUCCAUAUCACGGACGGGAUGGGCUCAGAGUCUCCGGUCUGGAGAGGGCAAAAACAGUUUACAAAACAGAGCUCUGGUCAAAGCUGUUAUCUACUUCGAGUCAAUCAUCGUGGAGAAGAUCACACAAGUUCCUGAGCUCAGCGAUGCGACCACGCUGAGCAACGUGGGCGGCUUUAUGGGCAUGUACUUGGGCCUCUCUUUUCUAGUCAUCUUCGAGAUUUUGGAGAUAUUCGUGCGCUGGCUCAUCUACCUGUACCAAAGGCGGCGCGCGGCGGUCGCACCGCAGCCAACUCAGCCCACGGCGAGCUUCGCGGCGUGGCAGAGGCACGCAAACAAGGCCAUUCAGGCCUCCAAAGACGACAAGGGCUGGAGUAAGCAGCGCACCAUUUGGGACAUAUUGAAGGACCCCGAUGUGAACACCGGCGGACUCGUGGCCCUCAGAAGACCGUCUGGUGCGCCUCAGUACGGCUACUUCGACUCGUCUGACUGGAAGAGCGCCGCCGACGAGGUGUUCGGGCCGUUCAACCCACUCUUCCUUCAUCGAAGUUUCAGGCCCAGGGCGUUCUACUAGCUAUCUUGGAGCCUAGCACGUUUUCAUUGCGUUUAUUGUGUCAAGGGAGUACUCGUAUAGCUAUUUGGCGCGUGCUGUAUAAACCCUUCCUGGGCACCACCAUAACUCGAUUGGUGCAGCGCUUAACAGGCGUGAUCACCCUAAAAUGAACUGCCGAGGCUGUGACGUCAGCCCUUUGUACUCUCACGCAGCCCAUCGGGGGCGUUUUCCCUCCCCUUUGAAAAUGUCUAUACAAGUGGUGGUUGCUUAGCCAGCCUGUAGCUUCUAAUGUUCGCUAGCUUUUUUUACUCAUUUUUGAAAGGUUCUUGACAUUUUAAUAAAUUUGCCUGUGUUUGUAUGUUCGACUGAAUUUCAGUCAAGCCUUGCAUGCCUUUGGAAAUUGUGCAUUAAUUUGAUGGUUCUUAAAAAGUUCAAGUCAUGUAAGUAAAACUGGCAGUGGGUGUACUAAGAAGGCAAGCCUUUUGAAAUGUAUUUAUCGAUUUCUAAAGAUUUCAUUCGAUUUUAAUAAAGUUGUUGUGGAUGCACUGCUGCCAAAAUAACAUGAGCCUAUGACGCUAUUAAUGAAACCUUGGAAAGUA